Messenger RNA from Lepus europaeus (European hare), 2093 nucleotides. It is a transcript of the gene RRAGB, whose product is annotated as Ras related GTP binding B. The coding region runs from base 536 to 1660 and encodes 374 amino acids. Lineage: Eukaryota; Metazoa; Chordata; Mammalia; Lagomorpha; Leporidae. Gene Ontology annotation, cellular component: nucleus; Gtr1-Gtr2 GTPase complex; lysosome. Gene Ontology annotation, biological process: positive regulation of TOR signaling; cellular response to starvation; regulation of autophagy. The record is from RefSeq and is a predicted model, not a curated record. Gene Ontology annotation, molecular function: GTP binding; GTPase activity. The transcript has 11 exons.
UGAUGCUGGCCUGCAGUCUGGUUGCUGCGGUGAGGUACCUGGGCUCCUGAAGGGCGGGCGGUUAGAUAAUAACCGCCGCCAUCGGCGGAUUCCCUCGGGCGGCCAAGCCACUGUUGCAAGGAGCGGGCCGACAGCUUAGUGCCUACGGCAUGGGUCAGCUCUUUCUGCUGCCUCCGCCUUCGCGAUCCCUACUUCUUUGCGGUGAAGUGACCUUUGGGUUUUGAGAGCUUGGGUCCUGAGGCCCAAACUUGGGACGAAUCCCUAACCCACCACUCCUUUUCCCCCUAAUCCUCUUUCUCUUCCUUUGCACCACUGAAUCAUUUGACCUUUGAGCUGGUCGUCUCGGCAGUGCCUUGAGGCCAAUUUCGGGGCGGUAAAGGUAACCUUGGGGAAAGCGGCCCCCCAGUGGACAAAGGCGGAGGCAAGAAUAGAGCAGGCCUAAGGGCCUCAAGCAAUGAGAAUAGGCAGUUAAGAGGCUGAACAAGAAAAAAGAAUAUUGCGGAUUUAGAAGGGACUGGAAAGAACUUGUUGCAAGAUGGAAGAAUCUGAUUCUGAGAAAAAGAUGGAGAAAGAAAAUUUGGGGCCGAGAAUGGAUCCUCCACUAGGGGAACAAGAAGGAUCGCUAGAGUGGGUGCUACCAAACACAGCCAUGAAGAAAAAGGUGCUGUUGAUGGGUAAAAGUGGGUCUGGUAAGACCAGCAUGAGGUCUAUUAUCUUUGCAAAUUAUAUUGCCAGAGACACACGUCGCCUUGGUGCAACAAUACUAGACCGUAUACAUAGUCUUCAAAUUAAUAGCAGUUUGAGCACCUACUCUCUCGUAGACUCUGUUGGAAAUACAAAGACAUUUGAUGUAGAACAUUCUCAUGUUCGAUUUCUGGGAAACCUGGUUUUGAACCUGUGGGAUUGUGGUGGACAAGACAGCUUCAUGGAAAAUUAUUUUACUAGCCAAAGGGACAACAUCUUCCGAAAUGUGGAGGUUCUGAUUUAUGUCUUUGAUGUGGAGAGCCGUGAACUGGAAAAGGAUAUGCACUAUUACCAAUCAUGCCUGGAAGCUAUUCUGCAGAACUCUCCAGAUGCCAAAAUCUUUUGCUUGGUACACAAAAUGGAUCUGGUACAAGAGGAUCAACGGGACCUGAUUUUUAAAGAGCGAGAAGAAGAUCUAAGGCGUUUGUCUCGCCCAUUGGAAUGCUCUUGCUUCCGAACAUCUAUCUGGGAUGAAACUCUCUAUAAGGCUUGGUCCAGCAUUGUUUAUCAACUGAUUCCCAAUGUUCAGCAGCUGGAAAUGAAUCUAAGGAAUUUUGCUGAAAUUAUCGAAGCAGAUGAAGUACUUCUGUUUGAGAGAGCUACUUUUCUGGUGAUUUCUCAUUAUCAGUGUAAAGAGCAGCGUGAUGCCCAUAGAUUUGAAAAAAUCAGCAAUAUUAUUAAGCAAUUCAAGCUGAGUUGCAGCAAACUGGCUGCCUCUUUUCAGAGUAUGGAAGUUAGAAAUUCUAAUUUUGCUGCUUUCAUUGAUAUCUUUACAUCCAACACUUAUGUGAUGGUUGUGAUGUCAGAUCCAUCCAUUCCUUCUGCAGCUACUCUGAUCAACAUCCGAAAUGCCAGGAAACACUUUGAAAAGCUGGAAAGAGUCGAUGGACCAAAGCAGUGUCUUCUCAUGCGCUAAACAUUGCUGAAUAUUGUUUUACAUUUAAAAAAGCGAAGCACUGUUUCUUAAUUAAUCUUAAUGUUCUAUUCAUAUAUGUAGGCUCUGAAAUGUUGUGAUGCUUACUAUUCCUGUAUUUCUUUUCUAUGCCUUAGUCUUAACAUUUAAGCUUUAAUACUAUUUCCUCAAGUAGCCAGUGAAGAGUUAGAAGAUGACCUUUCCAUAAAGUCAGUGUAAAAUAAAAGUAGGUGAUGUGUUAAGUGUUCUCUUAAUACGCUUCUAGUAGUGUUUACGUGUUAUGAUAAUCUGAUUCCAAUAGUAGUGUAUGUCAAACCCUUUCCCAGUAUCGUCCUGUAUUCCCUACCAGAUAAUAACCACUAAGCUUGGAGUAUUACUGUUUUCUCAGCAUGCAUUAAAAAUAUUCCUUAACUUCAACUGUAAAUAAACUUUUGCU